UAUAUAUAUAUAUAUAUACAAUGAAUCCAUAAGAAAAUGUUAAUUGUAAAAACGUUAGACUUUAUUAUGUAUGUGCUUUUCUACAUUCUUUCUCUAUGUGUUUUGCAGAACACUGCUGGAGUCCUUUCAUUACCAAUGCUCAAGACAGUUCAACCAUCACUACACCAGUGAGUGAAGUAACAGAAACUUUCAAUUCAUCGACUGAAACAAAAGUUUCUGAAAAUCUACAGAACUCAAAUACUGAUCAGAAUGGAAGUACGGAGGUGCAGGACAGUGCAUCAACUACAGUAGCGACUACAGAAGUAAUAACAAGUUCCAGUCAACCUGAUGAAUCGAAAGAGGCUGAAAGCACACAGUCCCCAAGCAAUGAUCUAAAUGAACAGUCGGAAACAGUAACAACCUUAGAACAAGAAAAACACACACAGUCACCUGAUAAUAAUGAAACUGAAGUGCAAGAAACUACAAAAGGGGAGUGAAACUUCUACUAGGUGGAUCUGAAGACACUACACCACCUAAUUAUGUGUACACAACUGAAAACGGAACCGCAACAAACGAAACGGAAGAACUACCAGUCACAACCACACAAAACGAUGUAUCAGUACAAACUCUAGAUGAUUUCUACAUCACCCCAUAUUUCGAUGAGAUUUCAAUAGCGUAUUAUGAUACGAUAAUUACAGUUAUAGAAAGACUGGCAAAAGCCUUCGAGAAAAUAUAUGGAGAUGUGCAGAAACUUAAGAAGACAUUCACACCAAAAGGAUAUUAGGACUUUGUUGUGGUGACUUUGAGUUUCUACUUUUUGAAUCUACCUUCAAGCUUAUAAUUCAUGGUUCUGCAUUUGUACUAUAUUUUGUUAGUUUACCAUGAAAAUGAAGAUAUUUGUCCUCAAAUGUAAUUUUCACUAGUAAUAUACAUAUACAAUCAAAUGAAAGUACACUUUUUAAUUGAUUUA
Heterobilharzia americana is the source of this 949-nucleotide messenger RNA. The record is from the annotation of a GenBank genome assembly. Lineage: Eukaryota; Metazoa; Platyhelminthes; Trematoda; Strigeidida; Schistosomatidae.